AUGGAAGACGAGAAUAUAGACACGAAAAAAGCUUCCCGGGCGUCAAAGGCUGAGGCAUUCGGAGUCGAAGACCUCUACCUCGAAGACCAAGGCUCCAGCUCAGCCCAGCCCGAGGACCAGACACCACCCGAAUACACACCACGAUACACACCCCAGCGGCAAUGGCCGAUGCCCCUCAACAUCGUAAUCCAAGUUGUCGGCUCCCGCGGCGACGUCCAGCCCUUCCUCGCCCUCGCCGCCGCCCUCCAGAAAGCAGGCCACCGCGUACGAAUCGCGACGCACCCCCAGUUUUCCUCCUUUGUGCUCGACUCCAACAAAUCCUCCACCUCGGGCAACAAGCUCGAAUUCUUCCCCGUCGGAGGCGAUCCGGCCGACCUCAUGGCCUACAUGGUCGAGUCGCCCUCCCUGAUCCCCAAGAUGUCGCAGAUCCGCGCCGGCAUCAUCCAGCGCAAGCGCGACAUGUACGUCGAGAUGCUCGACGGCUUCUGGCGCUCCUGCGUGCGCCCAGACCCGGCGUCCAACGUCCCCUUCGUCGCCGACGCCAUCAUCGCGAACCCGCCGAGCUUCGCCCACGUGCACUGCGCGCAGGCGUUGGGGAUUCCCGUGCAUCUCAUGUUCACGAUGCCGUGGUCGAGCACCAAGGCGUUCCCGCACCCGUUGGCGAAUAUCAAGUUCUCCAAGGAGGAUAAGAAGAGCACGAAUCACGCGUCGUAUGCGGCGGUAGAGUUUUUGACGUGGCAAGGUUUGGGAGACCUCGUCAAUGCGUGGAGAGUUGAGUCGUUGGGGUUAGAACCAGUCCCGUCAACCGAGGGCCACCGCAUUCUUGAGAGCCUCCAGGUCCCAUUUACAUAUUGCUGGUCACCGUCUCUCGUACCGAAGCCCAGCGACUGGGGUCCGCACAUCGACAUCAGCGGCUUUUUCUUCCGCGAUCCGGCGCCAUACACACCAGCCCCUGACUUGAAAGCCUUUCUCCGAGCCGGCCCACCACCUAUAUACAUUGGCUUCGGCAGCAUCGUCGUAGGCGGGAUCGAGGGACUGAUGACAAUGGUCCUUAGUGCCAUCAAGGCAACAGGCGUCAGGGCCAUUAUAUCAAGAGGAUGGAGUAACUUGACGGGCGAGGAAUCACAAAACGUCUUUUAUGUAGGAGACUGCCCGCACGAAUGGCUGUUCCAGCAAGUUGCCGCGGUGAUUCACCAUGGCGGCGCUGGUACGACGGCCUGCGGAUUGCGAUAUGGAAAGCCCACGACUAUAGUUCCCUUCUUUGGAGACCAACCGUUCUGGGGCGCCGUCGUCGCGGAAGCAGGUGCCGGGCCAGAUCCUAUCCCGUACCGCUCCCUGACUUCACAGAAGCUCAUCCACGCCAUACAAUUCUGUCUCUCGCCGGAGGCCGUUAUGGCGGCAAGAAAGCUCGCCGACUCCAUGCAGAGAGAAAACGGCGUCCAAGCGGCUGUCGACGCCUUCCACGCCAACCUGCCAAAGGACAAGAUGGCCUGCGACUUCUUCUCCGAUCAGCCGGCGUCUCUGGCCUAUGGGAGGGGUAAGAAGCAGGUCAAGAUGUGCAAGCCUGUUGCGUCCAUCUUGGUGAAGAACGGGAAAGUGGAACGGAAACAACUCAAAUCGUGGGUGCUGAUUCAACGUCCCGCUGCAGGCCAUGGAUGCUAA
Molecule: messenger RNA, 1662 nt
Organism: Colletotrichum spaethianum
Lineage: Eukaryota; Fungi; Ascomycota; Sordariomycetes; Glomerellales; Glomerellaceae
Product: sterol 3-beta-glucosyltransferase UGT80B1
Exons: 5
Coding region: 1-1662 (553 amino acids)
Biological process (GO): carbohydrate metabolic process
Molecular function (GO): UDP-glycosyltransferase activity; hexosyltransferase activity
Source: RefSeq, a predicted model, not a curated record